Molecule: messenger RNA, 1575 nt
Organism: Gloeophyllum trabeum ATCC 11539
Lineage: Eukaryota; Fungi; Basidiomycota; Agaricomycetes; Gloeophyllales; Gloeophyllaceae
Exons: 5
Coding region: 1-1575 (524 amino acids)
Molecular function (GO): oxidoreductase activity
Source: RefSeq, a predicted model, not a curated record
AUGACCGGCGAAACCAAGGACAACCUCUUCGUGGCCGUCCGGGCGGCACCCACUCCUUUGUGUCCUACGCGAUGGCCUGGCGCCGAUCAUGAAGCGGAAACAACGCUCCUGCGGACACUGAAGGAUAACAGGGAGAAGUGGCACGUCUAUUUUAAUGACAAGCGGUUCCACAACCAUGCCACUCAUCAUGUCCUCGCCAUUUACGCACUCGGGGCUCCAGGCCCUCUCAUCCAGGCGGCGUACGACAGUAAUGCGGCCUAUCAGCGCCCGGCUUUCAAGUCACCCGACCCAAUUACUGUAAACAAUUUCGUAGACCAUUUAGGCGACGAUACUUAUUAUAACGCGUAUCUCGAGUUCUUUACGGACGUCCUACUGGACAAGGGUAUUUCCGCUACGCUCGAUGAAUUCAUUCUCUCACCGCGCUACAACUACCGUCCGGAGAUUGAAGAACAGGAGAAACAGCCGCGCAUGCUCAGCAGGUUCCUGUCAGGAUUACUUCACCCGUUCAUUCACACCGGAUACGGCGUUGAGUUUGAUCUUAUUAACCAAACAGCUGAAGGUCUCGCACAAGCAGCGAUCCAUGGUGCGCAGUGUGAUCCUGCUGCACCGCAGUCCCGUUUCAGCGCUGCGUCGAACGGACUGGUGUCCAACGGAGUGUCUCGUCUGACAUCCGCAUUGCCUUCCCUUUUGCUCAAUGGCAAUGGGAGCGUGAACGGAAAGACCGCACAGACGCUGGGCGAAAGUGCCUUCACGAUCAUUUCCCGUCUACUCGCGGACCCGGUUACCCAUCUGGAUGCUGGGGGACCUAUUGAGGUCGAAGGGAAAACUCCACAGGAGCUCGAGCAUAUCACAAUUCCACUCAUCAUGAAGGCCUUUACGCAGGCCGGUGAUACUGUUAGGAAGGCUGCCGAUGAGUGGUUGCCAGUUGAAGGACCGGAACCCAGCGAGGACAUCCUGAACCAUAAAAUGGAAGAGAUGAUCUGGGCGAAUGUUGCUUUCUACGCCAUCUGUGGGUGGAAGAAAGACGAGCCAUUCAACGCGGAUUUCUUUAUGAUGCACCUCGUCACCUCUGCACUCUUUCUUCCUAGCUUUCUCGCACCCUCUGUCCUACCAAUGAAGUCUAGAAGGCUGCUCCUCAACGCUUACUUCAGCGUAUCCUUGCUUGCAUGGAUAGGCCGAGGCACACCUGGACUAGCCGUCCGCGACUUCUUUUCCGGUACAGACAAGCAUAUGGUCCCACCCGGACCCAAAUUCGAGCCCCACGCGGAGGCGCUGCCACGCAAUGAUCCGAAGUUGCAGAACACCGCGAAUGUGUGGCUCCCGAUCCUGCAGGCCACGCUCAUCCAUCCUGAUGAGCAUCUCUGCAAAAUCCAGCGCGCUCUGGCACAUUUUGCUGCUAUCUAUGGGCAGCGUCCGAAGGGGUACUGGAAGGAACCCGGAACAGAUAAUCUGGGUUGUAUAGAGGAGCUGGAUGGAACUAUCUUUGCACGCGCGGCUGGUCUUACGGCUCAGAGGCUUGGCUGGAUGACAACCGGAGAGGAGACGGGUAAAUGGGACUUCAAAGGAUUCUUUUGA